Molecule: messenger RNA, 15111 nt
Organism: Plutella xylostella (diamondback moth)
Lineage: Eukaryota; Metazoa; Arthropoda; Insecta; Lepidoptera; Plutellidae
Source: RefSeq, a predicted model, not a curated record
UAUUUUAUGGAUAUAAUUAACAGUUUUAAUAAGCAUGGGUAUUUUAAAGCGGAUAUAUACCAUUUUCUGGAAAAGAAAAAAUGGGGGCCAACAGGACAGGUAACCUUUCUGCUAUGAGUACUUAGGUAUUAAAACAAGUAGAACAUCAGGAACACCUAAAAAUACUGUUCCCUGCGUUGAUUGUAUACUUACUAAUUAUCUGCUGCUCACAAUAUCAGCUACACUUUCACUACACCUACUAUAACUAUGGCCUUACUCCGAACUUUUCCACACCAGCGUACCCAGAUAACCCCGUCUCGCUACCGGCUGGAGUUGGGCCUCAGCACGGCGGAGCGGCUGCAGCAGGCCGGAGACCUGGAGGUGGAAAACCUGGUGUCUGACGGAGACACAGCUCAUGCUGCACUGAUCUUCGCACCUCGAGCCGUCGUGUUCCAGAACUAUAAGCCCAACGAUAAAUACGUGGCCAAGUUUACUGUUAGGAAUACGAGCUUGUCUCCAGUAUUCCUAACUAUGAAGUUUCCGGAUAGCUCCACCUUCUCCAUCAAGCUAUGUGGUGGUCAGUUGCUAUCCCGGCUAGCCCCGGGAAUGGGAGUCAGUUUCAAUAUUAACUUCCUGCCGCUACAAUACGUGGACUAUGUUCAUUGUGUCAAGUUUACUACGGAUACUCAAGAAUAUGUGCUACCGAUCAUUGCUAUUGGGGCACGUCCGAUGUUCGACUUCCCUGACCAAGUCAACGUGCCGGCGACGCCCCUAAAAGUUCAAACGCAUCACACCGUCAGUAUUCACAACAUCGGUUGUAUACCAGCUGGUUUUACUUUGAAAACUCAAGCGCCUUUUACGGUCCAUCCGAAAAGUGCGUUCUUACAUCCGGGCGAGAGAUUCGAUAUCAAAGUGGGAUUUAAAACCAUGCAUUUGGAAGAAUCUAUAGGAUUUUUACACGCUAUAUUUGAAACAGGGGAAGUAUUUUGCAUUCGGCUAGCAAGCUCAGCUCACACGGUUAAGGUGGAGUUAGAGAAACAAAAGGUGCUAUUCUCCGAUACAUUCAACACGCUCGUGCGACAGCAGACGUUCAAGAUCACCAACAAGUCUCCGUUCACGCUCACCUACGCUUGCAUGAAAAAUAGUUGCGUCAAUGCGGAUUUCAAUGACAAAGUAAAACUGGUGAAACUUUUUUACGAUGUGAAGGAAAAUGAGUUGGGCAAGGACGCGAAGUUGGUUUACUACGAUAUUCUGAGCAGCGACGAGCAUCUCAGAGUGUACACCCGGAUAUUCUACGACGAGAUACUGGCGUUGGUCGCGGAUGAGUCUCUAUUGUUUGAAAAUAUGCAUUUUACUAUUGAUCCGAUCAAGGGUCAAAUAUGGCCAAAUAAAACAACUGAACUCAUAAUCACGUUUGCGCCAAAAUUUUAUGGAGAUUUCGAGGAGACUGUUUACUUCGAUCUAGACGGCAUAUACUGUAGGAUCCCUGUCGUCUUGACCGGCGCUUCCCUGCCCCCGGAUAUCGUCCUGAACGUCGAGACUCUGGACAUGGACAGGGUCUACAUCAAGAAGGUUUACCGGUAUGAGGUGGUGGCUAUUAAUAGAGGUCAUAUUAACGGUGUAAUACUCUUCCAAGAAACACCCGUUUUGUUUGGUAGUAAAAUAUCUUGCAGUCCAGACAUGCACUGCCUGAGACCGGGCCAAAAAGAGAUAUUUGUAAUAUCGUUUUCUAAUCCAAAUCAAGGACCAUAUUUUGAAGAAACUCGUUUUGUAAUUCGUGAUACGAAUAUUACACUCAAGUUAUAUUUAAAGGGAGAAGUAAUUUAUCCGUCUUUGAAAUUUAGUACUCCUUUUUUAGAUUUUGGAAUAGUGAGUAUAGGAGUCCCGAAAACUUUGGAUUUAGAUGUUAUAAACGAGUCUGUUAUAAGCGUAAAUGUUUGCAUAAAAAUGCCCGAAGACGGCCCUGAUGUGCCCAGUAUAACAUUACAAGACUACGCAGUAAUGGACUGGCCGAAGCCUGAAACACCUACAUGGCCUAAGGAAUUCACUGUGGAGCCGAGCAAAAUCAAUAUACCGCCUGAAUCAAAAGUUACUUUGAAGGUGACCCUACUAGCAAACCUAGUGCGAGCUAAUCAGACCUCCAUGGAUAUAGAGCUGGAGCAUUCUGACAGUCCUCCACUAGUACUGCCCGUGAGGUACGACGCUCAAGUCCCGGACAUCACGCCAGCACCGGACCUGCAUCUCGAUGUGUGCUUCCUCAACUAUCCCUACCAACAUGACGUUGUUUUCACGGCCACCGAUGUCUAUGGGUAUUUUACUGUUGAGGAAAUCGAGGACCCAAGAGAACUAAAAGUUGAUGUCAAAUUAAAAGAGGGAAUCAUAACGCCAGGAGAACCAACCAUUUUGCCGGUGGAGGUUGUAACGAGUGUUGAAGGGAAUCAUGAAUAUAUUUUAAGAAUCCGUUUGUUUGGAUCGUCUGAAGUGAUCGAUAUUUGUCGCAUCACGGCGUGCGGGGUGCGCCCCAUCGUGUCGUGCUCUCCGCCCAGCCUGGCUUGGGGCAGAGUGAAGCUCCUCACUCCCGACGUCCAGACACUCACGCUCAGCAAUGACUCACCAAUCACUGUUCACUAUACGAUUACUUUGGUCGGCAAAUUAAAGAGUUGGCUGAUAGAGCCGAGCGAGGGCGCCCUACUGCCGGAGUCUCAACUGGACGUGGCGGUCACGGCGCUCCUCCUGGACGCCGGCAAAGCUACCAAUAAACUGCUCGUCAAGUUCGAGCAGUAUAGUGAAACCGUAGUACCACUUACAGCCACUGGCUACGGAACUAGCAUAGUUGUAGGGGAGCAUCGAGACAAAAUCAUACUUGGAUUGCAUUUUACUCAUGUCAAAAUGAACUGUAAAGUUGUUAUGGAAAAUUGUGGCACCAAACUCCAUAUACUAGAGUGGAAUGAAAAUUAUAAAACGUCUAAGAAAAAGGAAUUAACCACGCCUUUCUUCGAUUUGAAUCCCCGAUCAAUGAAACUGGCAGCUGGAGAGAAGGUGGAACUGUCAGUGACGGGUGUGUCACGGACUGCCGCCACAGUGACGGACGUGUGGUUUCUACUCGGAACCGUCGAGGGAGUCAACAAGAAGGAACUACUGCUGGAGUGCCCCGUUACUGCAGAGUUUGUUGACCCCAAACUGGAGCUAUCAACGAAACUCAUGGAAUUUCGAUACGAUUAUGGACCGUUUAGUCAACACUAUAAAAUUACAGAUAUUCUUACGAUCAAAAAUGUGUCUAAAUUACCUCUAGAAAUAGAGAUCGAUAUAAAGCCUCCUUUCGCUGUUUUAAAGAAAAGACAAACGUAUGUAAUUCCUCCUGAAGAGGCAAACGAUUGCUGUUGCAUAAAAUAUUUGGAAUCAGAUAUUGAUAUGGGGAGACUUUCUAAAGAAAAGAAAGAUGAGUCUAAAGUUAUAAUAGAUUGUCUUACAGAGAAUCUUGUACCACCAUAUAUUAAAGAAUCUCUGAAAUUCUUUGAAGAUAUUCAUAAAAUUAAAAUGGCAUUUGUUUUCACAAAUAACAUAGUAGAAACACUUGACGAUCAGAGGGUCAUGAAAUUACAAAUAGUGUUUGACACUACGAAGCACAAAACUUUCAACUCUAAAACCUACACUGACUCUGUAAAUAUUCGGUUCAAAGGACCCAAAAGUAAAGAUGUCAUAAAACUCGUUGGAACAGUAAAUUUUCCGAACAUACGAUUUUUGGCACAACAAGUUGACUUCAAAUGUAUUCGGAAUUUUAGCAUUGAAAGCAAAACUUUUGAAGCAGAGAAUGUGACUCCGUUAUUAGUUUGCUAUAAAUUCUUGUGGAAAACUGUGGAAAUUACCGAUAUAGAACCGCCGCCGUCUGGACCAGAAGAUAGUACUGAUACUAAUGAACUAGAAGGGACAGACUAUGACAGUGCUAUAAGUGCCUCUCCACUUUUACCAGAUGAAGGUCAAGAAACUGAAAUGGAAAAGAAGUCAGCUGUUAUUAGUAUACAUAACAUUACGAAACAAGAACCUGAUAGUCCAGUGACUGACAGCAGCUCUCAUCAGACAGAACCAAUAGAAAAUAGAGUCUUAAGGAAAAUUAUACCAAUGCUUGGUACCGACUACUGCCCAGCUACUGAAGAUUGGGCAAACAAGUUUCCCGAUAAGAGGAAAAAUAAUGAGGUUGACGUAAAUGAUAUUGUAUCGAUUAUACCUUGCAGAGGUAGUUUAGAACAAAAUCGUAACAUGACUAUCAAUGUAGUUUUUAACCCACCAAAAAAUAUAGUUUUAAAGGCUGUACUUGAAUGUGAAGUGCUGGGUGGACCAUCAGAGACUAUACUUAUAACGGGACAGAGUUCGGAUAUGAUAUAUGAAAUUAAUACGCACAAACUAAAUUACAAGAUUAUGUCGUAUCAUGAAAAAGGACUCCAAAAAUUUAUUAUUACCAACAAAGCUCUUUUACCUUUUGAAUACAGAACGUAUAUUAAUACUGGUACCAGAAACGUUAAUCUCACGGGAUUCGUUGCUGACAUAACACCUUCUGAGAAAAGGAUUGAAGCAUAUGAAAAUAUCGAAAUUGAUGUGGAGGUUAGCCCCGGGGUGAUUGGAUACUUUACAGACACAUUUCAGCUUGAAUUGGGAUGCUGUCCGCCCAUACCCAUCGAAGUAGUUGGAUGGGGAGAAAUUCCUCAAGUUUACUUAACAUCUCAGAAACACGAUCAAGCAACUCUUUCAGAUGGAUUCACAUAUUUGGCCAUAGCUACUUUGACACCGGAAUAUCUAUGUUUAGUGAAGGAGAUUUUCUAUAGAACAGAAGAUAAUGAACACUUAAACACCCCUGUAUCGGCCUCACCCACUAUUGAAGAUCUGCCCGAACAUGAAGACUGGUACAUAGUUUCAGAUGAGGACGAUUACCCUUCAUUGAUGGACAUCGAGCUGGUGAUAGAGAAGCAGCUUGUGUUAGAGCACUUGAGGCAGCGUCCGGAAAUACUGCCGAUGUACCUGACCGGGGGGCGGACUGGGCCAAUCCCGGGCUUCCGAACCAUGGCCUGUACUGUUGACUUCGGAGUUGUUAUUAUUGGGACCGUUGUAUCCAUGUCAGUCGAUAUAACGAAUUAUGGGCCAGCAGCAACCAAGCCAGGAUUCAGUAAGAUUGCAAAUAUACCACCAUUCGUUGGAUUCAAAUUGUGUGGAAAGUUGAUGGCAGGUGACGUUGGCAAGAUGGAUGUGAGGUUUUCUCCAACCAGGGAUAAGUUCGUAGAACUUGAACAGAAUUACGAAGAAACUUUCAAUCUUGGUGUGCCAUACGGUGUGACUAUUCCGGUGGUGGUGCGCGCCACCUGCGCCGUGCCGUACCUAGUCUCGCAUGUCACUGCCAUUGAUUUUGGUACAGUCAAGUGUGGAGACAAAGUCGUCCACAAGAUACCUCUCAAAAAUAUAGGCAAGCCGGCCUGCGUGUGGUAUGCAACGUUGACAGUGAAAAGUGUCGGUGCAGCGGCCAUCACCAUCCAGGACUCGUCCGGGGUGUACGAUGCGGGGCAGGAGGGUUGGCUCAGCGUCGCCUUCCGACCUUCUAUGGAGAUAACCUACCACGGGCAGCUCACCCUCCACUUCCACCUGAACCACUCCCCCCUGGUGCUGCCAGUGCGCGGCGCGGGCGUGGUCCCGUGCGUGCGCGUGGUUGGUCCUUCGGCGCGGUUCCCGCCCGCCCUGCCGUGGGCACAGCCGCAGCACGCGUACUUCGGGCUGAUGAACCCGUGUAACUUCCCGAUUGAGCUGGUGUUCGCGCAUUGUGAUCCUAAAUGGAGUGAAGAGGACAAGAUCUACUCGCUGCUGAUGAAGUACUACGGGCAGCCGGCCGAGCUGCUGCUGCCGCGCGCCGCCGCCGGGGCCGCCCUCCCGGCGCCGCUACUCGACUUUUACCACACCUUCACACAGCGCGUUGAACAACUUAUCAAUGAAGAUUCAACGUCUGCUCGAAAAUCGUCCACUACAUCUAAGACCAAAAAAUCCAAGAGUCCCCGGAAAAUGAGUGCCAAAACUGAAAAAUCGCCACUUGAAGAAAUAAGUCAACGAGUUUCCAGAACUGAAUCUGAAAUUAUUUCAGAUGUUUUAAAAGCAUUAAAGGAUGAGAAUAUUGACCCUUUGGAUGAUUGUUUCCAAUUGUUGAAGCCUGCCCCAGCGGAAGAUGAAAAACCACCAAGUUUAAAAGGGAUACUCAUUUUCUUUCAUGGAUCACCUGACCAAGAGCAGUACAGUCAAGAGAUGGCGUAUUCAAUUGGGAAAAACCUACAAAUACCAACAAUAACUUUCGAUCGAGCCUUCGCUGACGCCUUGUGUACGAGCGAGAGUGGAGCGAAGAGCGAAGCUCUAUCGAUCAUAGACGAGCUUUACGGAAACACCAGCGCAAGGCAGUCAAGUAGGCCCGCUGCCAAUGUUGGAGCUUCUACUGAUGAUGCCAACAAUGAAGUUGGGAGAAACAGUGGCCCAGCUGAUGAGGUAGAAACCAUUAUGAUGAAGUUAGAGGUUAUAUGGAAGAGCAAGGCGGCGACUCCGUCGAAGAACCGCAAGAAGGAAGGGAAAGGAAAGGCAAAGAACGCAUCUGUUGCUAUAGAGCAGGAUACCAUGUUUCCAUUGAACUUAAUUCAACGCUUGCUCACCGACUAUUUCGAACAAGACAAAUAUUCCAAGGGAUUUAUUGUUGAUAAUUUAAACAGUGUUGUUAUAAGGACUCCGACAUCAGUUCUCAUGACUGUUUUAAAAUGUAAACGUUCAAUAUCCAAUAUUCACCUGGUCCUGUGCCAUUCAGAAUUUCCCGCGUGGGCCGCGCGCUAUGAACAGAGCCUAGCGGAGAGAGAUAAUAAAGAAUUGAACAAACCUAAAUUGUAUAAUGAAGAGGAAAUAAAGGAAAUUAUCCAGAGUAUUGAGGAAAUGACAGAGGAAGAGUUCGAAAACGUUUCUCCAGAAAUAAAAUCGAUUUACUAUGAACACGGCCUGGCAGAACGGAAGAGACGAAGUAUCGCUAAGACAAUAAUCCAAAUAAAAAAGCAUGGAGGUAAAAAUCGGCCGAAAACGGUACCUACUAAACCAACAACUCAUGAUGUCGUUACUAAUGUAGACAAAAAGAAGUCCAAGAAAGAUGAACAGAAGUCAGCAAGACAAACAACUGAAUAUUUGUUGAUGUCCUCUAAAUUUAAUGAUUACGCAAAUAACACUUUUGAAAGCCUCCUGAGUGUUGCGAGUAAUUGGAUAGUGAACGAAUGUGAAAUGGCUACCCCGAUGAAAAAACGAUCUCCUUCGCUGAAGAAAGCUAAACUGAAAACGGAGACUGAAGUACACCACGAUGACGCUGAAAUAGAAAAAGGUUUUCCUCUAUCCAUAGUCAUGUACCCGAGUAUCCUCUACAAGGAAUGUCUGAUCAACGUGUUCAAAGACUCUCCAGAGGUUCAAGAAGCUUUGAAAGAAGAUCCAAUGCAUGAAAUUAUACACACUGAAGCUAAAGUUGAAAACUACACGGUGUUACUGCCAAAGACACUUCCGGUACUGCAGCAAGAAGAUGCGCUUACGUGGAAGUUUUUGAAGGAGCCUCCUAUCAAAAGAUGCGAAUGUAACCAAACAAUUAAUUUGAAAUUAUUUGACGAUUCAACUCAAGAUAAUGUUAUAAAUUGCCUAUCAAAAUGGCAUUGCUUAUGUGGAAAAAUGGUGUCAGCCCAAACAUCAACGACUGCAGUCAGAAGUGUUGAUAAGUCGGUGGGCGAAUCAGCUGAAGACGACACCGGCCAUCCUUUAUCUCUGUACAGCGUCCCGUCAACUACCGAUAUCGAGCAUCGUUUGGUAUUGGAGCCUGGCGACUUAGUGAGAUGUAAAUUUGCGUUCACACCGGAAACCGAAGGCAAUUUCUUUUUAAAGCGAUUUGUCCAAGUUUCUGGCUGGCCUCAAUCCCGGGUCAGUGUAAAAGCUUCUGGACUCUGUGACCUUCCCAGAAUAGACAGUCGACCAAAAAAGAUGUUCCGUGAUUUUGUACGGCGCUCGGUAGAGGGCCAAGAAGCGGUGUACAAACACACGUAUCUGGAUGACCGGAAACUAUUCCACUUUGGACCUAUAUUUAUAGGCAGCAAAAGAGUUUACGAAGAAAGUUACACAGUCAAAUUGAGAAACUCCUCUCUGAUGAUCGACGAAAUUGGUAUUGAAUUUACAGAAGAUACAGACGUUUUUAAAGUUGAUGAAAGUUUAAUCACAAUAGAAGCCGGGAUGAGAGCACAAGUGAAGAUAUCAGCAGCCCCCACAGCCGCGGGCGAGCACCACGCCACGCUGCUAUUCUGCAUCAGAGACAACCCGGAGAUCGUGUCUGUGGACGUGGCGUGCACCGGAGUCACCCCCGUCAUCGAGAUAUUGCCUCUCUCUAAUGUCAUAGAUUACGGAAAGCUCCUACUUUACCGACGCAAGGAUGAUAGAUUUGUAAUAAAGAAUGAAUCUAUGCUGCCUGUAAUGUGGAAGAUACGUAAUCCCGAAGAGCUAGAGGAGAACUAUACAAUGUCGCUCAAGUCUGGGACUGUACGGCGAUACGACAAUACAGUAGUGACAGUCACUUAUAUGGCAAGCAAAGUCGGAGUCGCGAAAAUACCAUUGAUAAUCGACAUAUACCAGUCCGAAGGGCGUGGGGAGCCGUUACUGAGCCGCACCAUAUCCCUGUCGGCGGAGUGCUACGACGUGCAGGUGCAGAUCGCGUACGAAGACGACGCCACGCACUACCUCGACUACGGACACGUGAAAGUCAACUCCACCGAGGUGCGCGAAGUAACGCUGCUGAACCGCGGGAAAUACAACAUUUACUUCAAGUUAAAGAAAGUGUCAAAGUUUCCCGAACCCAUGUUGCUGAAGUCGAUGCGGGCAUCGCCACAAACGGGGGUGCUACUGCCAAGUUUGAAACCAACGAGGAUAGAGUUCGAAUGUACACCGAAGACAAAGGCGAGUCUACACAACGUGCCCGCUUACACUUGCUUGCUGCUGGACGGGGGGAAAGACCAAGUUAUAGUGGCAGAAUUUCCUAUUUGCAUGUCUAUUGCGUCAUUUUACAAUACUUUUUCACUGUACCCAUUGGGCGAAUUAAACUUAGGUGUGAUAUCGAUGGGAACCAGUGUGACGCGAGAGGUUAUUCUGACCAACACUAGCAAAUGUCCGUUCACAUACACACUUAUAGUACCAGAACAAAAUAUAGUUGAGGUAGAUGUGCCAAAAUCACGUACAGGAACCCCUAAAUCACCUGUAUCUACAAAGGGGAAGGAUAAUAAAAUCAAAAACCCUCCAAUCAAAUGCGGAAAAUUCACAAUUUCGAAUGAUGACAAUCUGCUGGCACCGGGCGCAAGUAGGACCUUGCAAGUGAGCUUCUUUGCCGAAGAAGCACAGAAGUACGAGGAAACUGUGCAGUUCAUCAUCAGCGACACCUGCCCUGCCGAGGCUGAUGGGGUGCCUCUGAGGCUUGUCGGCAUCGGAGCAAUACCUUCUCUAGACUUUUGGAACUUGGAUAAUACUUUCAGGGAGCAGAUGAUUCUGAAAGAUCUGUCCGACUACGAUAACUGUGAGACAACGCCGCACUGCGUGUUUGUCGAGGACUCGGUCACUCUACACUUCCUCUACGUGAUAGUGGGGACGGAGUACGUGGCUACCAUCGACUUGUAUAACAAUGGUCUGGUCCCAUGUGCCUUGGCCAUGAAGCUGCUGUACCAAAGUAACUCCAACGCGGAAAUAUUCUCACUUGACCGGAAUGAAGCACAUAUUGAGCCUUUGACUCAUAAGAAUUUGGACAUCAUAUUUACGCCAAAAGCUCUGGAGGAAUACCGAGCAGUCCUAGAAAUAAGGCUAAAACUGAACGAGAAAGAAAGCCAGUUGUACACCCUAUGCAUAAUAGGCGAAGCGCACAUACCGCGCAUUCAGUUCACUAGUCCCACCAUGACGGCAUUUAAGUUGGGUGAGCUGAGUUUCCCCGUGACAUGCCUGGGGUCAGUGACCGACGCGGGGGUGGAGUUUGAGAACGUCAGCCGGGUGCCGUGCGUGGUGACGCUGGUGCUGGAGGAAGAGGGGGUGGAAGACAGGCGCGUGUUCUGGUUGACGUCAUGCGCCGCGGCCGAGCGAGACGUGCUGGCUGAGAAUAAUGAUGACAUAAAUUACGAUUUUAUUCUAAAACUAUUACCGGCCGAGACAGCUAAAAUAAUUGUCCAUUACAAUCCACUUCGAAAAGGAAAAUCUAAUUGCGAAGUGAAAAUUUCUAUUGCGGACAAUCCUUAUGAAAAUUAUACGGUGGUUUGCUCUGCCGAAGCAUUCAUAGAGGAUGUUGUCUUGAUUGGACUGGAGAUGCUUCCUCCAGACCUAGAGCCUUUCGACACGGACACCACGAUCAGCGCCGCUGAGCCGAGCAAGAAGGCAGAGAGAAAGGAGAAGAAGGACAAAAAGACCAAAAAGAAGAAACAAAAGACUAGAUCGCUGAUCUCGACCAAGAUCAGUGAUAUGGUGGUCGGGGAGCCGACGCUACUUAAGUACCUGUUAGAUUUUGGAGGGUGUGAGGUAGCAGUGAUGCACAGACGGACCGUCGUCAUGGCUAACAACUCCGACAAGCUCUACAAGUUCACGUGGCGCGACGCCGUGUUCCUAUUGGUUAAACCAUCCAGCGGGUACAUCAGCCCCGGAGAGGAGAAGGACUUGGAGAUUGUGUACUUGUCUGCGGAACCCGUCAUUUUAAUGAAGGAAUUACUAGAAUGCAGCCUUGUAGCAGUCAAUGAUGAGGACCUGGCGAUGGAGAUUAAAGACCCAGCUUGGGAUAAUCAACAGUGUGCGGUGGAGUUCGGACAUGAUGGCGAUCUCGGCAUAAUUGAGAGACAGGCACAAAUCACACCUGAAAAAGAAGUAUUUCCUAUCGGAGCACCCCUAACGGCAUUAAAUAUAGCAAUACUGUAUUCAGCAGUCACGGAGUAUGCCAAAUACAAAAGCAAUUUGGAAGACAAAAUACAUCUGGCAGAUAUCUUUAUUUACGAGAGCAAAACAUUUGAGUUUAGUGUCGAAAAUAUUGGAGAUGUACCCAUGAGGAUUGCUUGGAGAUUCUACAUUGACGAACACUUCCCAACAAGAAUUGAUAAGAACAUCAUUUCAGAGCUAACCGUCAACCUUGCGGUAGUGAGUGAGACCGCUGUACCAGUCGAAGAACCUGAGCCAGAGAGUCAAGACAAACCAGCAGAUGAGAGUAGGGUGACGUUGUUCAGUGGAUCUGUGGACCGAGAGAGCGCGGACACGUGGUUCGAGGCCGACCAGCCGUUCAGUGUGGCUCCGAGCAGAGCGUGCAUACCGCCGCAGAAACUCGAAACGUUUACGGUCAAAUUCUCUCCGCUCGAGGCUUUCGAGUAUCGAGUACGGCUUACCAGUGACAUAGAUAACCUAGAUACGCAAGACCAAAAUCUAAGCUGCAGGAUAAAAGCGAGGUCGCUGAUCCCCUACAUACAUCUGGACGUGGAAGAGAGUGACUACUUGACGUCAGGCCGGAGGAAGGGAGGGAAGGAGUUGGCUGAACACACCACUGUCUUAGAAUUCAACGUGUUGGGCUCGGGCUGCUAUAAAAAGUCAUUAAACGUGGUAAACCCGACCGUUGAAGGUUACGAAUACUUGAUAGAGUCGGUAUUGUCGGAUGAGUCCGAGCUGGUUCCGAUGCAUAGCAAUAAACUGAAGGACUAUGUGGACGGAGGCAGCUCCUCUGAAGUCACCUUCACGUUUGUGCCGACCGCGCCGGGGGUGUAUGAGUCACUUUGGAAGGUACAUUUACCUGCCAAGAGUAUAGAACUAGAUAUGUUGGUGGUGGGAAUAGUCAGAGAAGCUAAAGUGACAUUUGUUCCGUGCAAUCUUCUCAUAAAAAAUUCAAUGAUUGGGUUCACAACUUCAGAUACAGUUGUUUUGCGGAACUCUGAAAUGGAGGAGCUUACGUUUGAAUUUAAGGGAAAUUCUUUAUUGAAUGAAUCUGGCAAAGCUUCGGUAGUGGUCCUACCUCCGGAAGGUAUUUUGAAACCGUGCAGCGAUACACCAAUAAGAAUAGUCUACACACCAACAAAAGACGGGCCGCUAACUUUCAAGAUACAUUGCAAAGUGACGCAUGUGUCGCGGCCGCUGGUGCUGUGUGUGAACGCUCUCAGCUACUCGAUACAACCGACUGUCACUUACAAGAUGAAGGAUUACCAGCACACGUUGAACCCUGAAGCUAUUACGAGUAUCCACUUUGACCAGACGGCGUCGACAUACGAACGGACGAUCCCGUUCACAAUAAAGAACGAGGGGUCGGCGACAUUCUGCUACAACUGGAGGUACGCCUGCGCCUCGGUGAGGAAGUACCUGAGCGUGGAGGUGGGCCCGAGGAGCGGCCACGUGGCGCCCGCUGAGGAAGCGGAGUGUGUGCUGCGGUUUGAGCUCAAGAAAGUACCUGUGGAAUGUUUUCCUGUGACGCUGAACAUUACUGAUGGUCCAAUUUACAACAUUCUUUUGCAUGCCGAAAUAGAGAAGCCGAAAUAUCGAUUCAGUAAUAUCAACAAUAUGGAACACGAUUUUGGGAAGUGUAUCGUCAAUGCGCCCGAUGAUACUUACAAGAAAACCUUCCUAAUAUUUAACGACGACCAAAAAGACUUAUUUUUAUCGUGUACAUUCUCGAACACCCCUAACUUGUUCGUGCACAUCCACUCGGGCCGUUCCCUGGCGCCCGGAGACUCGGGCAAGGUCUCCGUGUACUUCAGGCCUAAGGCCGUCCAACUAUACGAGUUUAAACUGUCGUUCUGGCUCAACACUCUGUGUGAAGAGGUGGUUACUAUCAAUGGAGAAGGGGUUCAGUUACUAUUCGAUCUAUAUGAAGGUUGCCAAAAGACGUUUGAUCUGGGACCCGUAAAGGUGGGAGAAAAGGUGGUCAAAGAAAUUGAGGUGAUGAACCAUAGUGAAGUGGCCAUUGAAGCUUUUCUGGACUUUAAGAGUAUUUAUCCAACUAUCGAAGACGAUGACGUGUCUUCCCAAGGAACCAGCAUCUGUCUUUGUCCAGAAAAAACCGGGCCGGUUCAUGAAAGUCCUGUAUCCAGAGUCGAUAACUUGAAAAGAUUCAAUACCAAGAAAGUGGAUGAGCAGAUGGCUAAAGACAAUCAGAGAGCUCUAUCUUCUCUGAAAGUUGUACCAAAACGAGUGCUUCUCAAGCCUCAUACGAAAAUGCCAGUAAAGAUAUAUUUUAAACCAUUCGGACUUAUCAACAACUUUGAUGUCCAAUUACAUAUGGCAGUAUUAUCGACGAUCAAACCGCUAGUGCGCCUUCAAGGCAGUGCUACAGACAUGUGUUUGUGUCUGAGCCAAGAGUCGCUGCAGUUCGGGACGGUUCGGAAGAAGGGAUGCAAAGUGAUGAAACUCAUGCUUAUGAAUAAGGGCGAUUUCGGAACUAGAUUUUGGUGGCAACCUUUGAUUACAGGGGAGUUCACGAUCUCCCCCAUGCAUGGCAACAUAGAGGCCCGCGCUAAUGUCACAUUCACGAUCACGUACAGACCUAAAAUGCACAAUCCCUUCGUGAAAGUGUGGGCGUGUUGCGUGAUAGAGAGGUACAAGCAGCUGGAGGUGGCCAUGUUCGCGGCCUGUAUGGACACUGGCGCCGUCCAGACUCAAACCCUGUACUUCCACGCACCGGUUCGAGAAACUGUUACUGAGCAAGUCACCGUUGUCAAUCCAUCGGAUGAGCCAUGGCUAGUUCUUUCAGAAAUGACGGGAACUAGCGGCUGCUUUGAAACGCUGAAGGAAUUUAACAUCCAACCGAACUCAAAGUACCUCAUUCCGAUUACAUUUAAACCAAGAGUCAUGGGGGUCGCUGAGGAACAAGUUUUAUUCGCUCCCCUAGGGGAUCAGUCUCUCAUGUUAAAACUGGUGGGGGUCGGAGAGCAUCCGAAACCGAACGAAGUAAUCGAUUUCGAAGUACCAGCUAAGGACCGGUAUACGCUGGACUUGAAAGUUUAUAAUAUUACAGAGGUCCCAGAAACCUACACAGUAUUCUCCGAAGUGGUGAAGACAGUGCCCGACAAGUUCGACGGCCUGUACGAGCUGAAGUACCCGCGGGAGGUGCGGGUGUGGGGCGACGCGGCGGCGCGCUGCCCCUGGAGCCUCGUGUGCUACGGACCCUGCGCCAUGCAGAUUAAGGUGAUGUUCGUGAACGAAGACACCAAAGAGUACCAAUAUUACACGAUAAACGCGACAGUGACACGGAGCGAUAUUGUGGACACGAUCCACUUGGUCGCCACCGCUCGAGACACGGCUCAGAGGGAAAUCUCGGUUACCAACCCGCUGAGCCACGACAUCGACUUCCGAGUCAGCAGCCCGUCGCUGCGGGUGCCGGAUACUAUCACCGUACCGCAAGGUGCACGGGCCAGUCUCUUAGUGACAUACGCGCCUCUAAUAGUCGGGGAGACUGAGGAGUUGCUGGAGAUCCAGCACCCGCUGGUGGGCUCGUGUGUAUACAGGAUGAUGCUGAGCUGCCUCCCGGGCAAGGUGAAGAGAGUGGCUGCGACCUGCCCCCUCGGCGCCUCGGUGCCGCUGCGCUUGAGAGUGCAGAAUAGGAAAGAUGCGAAGACCGAGUUUAGUGCAACGACAUCCGACCCUUGUAUUGUGCUGGAUAAGAAGUACGUGCUAUCCCCUCUGGAGAAGGGCAAGUUUGUGGUGUGGUUCGAGCCGACGCGACUGGGCGAGCUCACUUGCGAGGUGACCUUUGAUUCACGCGUCGCCGGCAAAUAUGUGUUCGCUAUAUCGGGCGUGGGCACGGCGCCGCGGCCGCGGGGCCCCUACUCCGUGCCGGUGGGGGCGGCCACCUACAUACACUUCAAGAACGUAUUCGACGAGGCCAAGACGUUCCAAAUAAACGUUGACGCUCCAGAAUUCACCGUCGACUCCAAUCUCGAACAGAUCAAUGCCAAACAGGAAAUUAAGGUGGCCGUGCAUCUAUCCAGCUCUGUCCGGGGCGCGGAUCCUCUGCCGUCGGGCAGCGUCAGCAUCGAGUGCUGCCCGCCCGAGCCGCCCCUGACGUGGACCUACUUCCUCCAGGGUGUACCCUGAGCUUCAAUAACCUCACAGCAUCAU